Messenger RNA from Rubroshorea leprosula, 1918 nucleotides. NCBI's taxonomy places the organism in Eukaryota, Viridiplantae, Streptophyta, Magnoliopsida, Malvales, Dipterocarpaceae. The record is from the annotation of a GenBank genome assembly.
GCCCCUUUUUCCUCCAUUCUUCAAUUACUCUUCAGAAACCCUUCUCCCCAUUCCUUCCUCCUCUGUUCUCCUUCUCCCUUCAGGAACCAGAGUCAUAGAUCUUCACUAGCUGCUGGAAGUUUCCAGCAUUGGAGUUUGAAUUUUCUCAUUCCAGAUUUUAAAAAUCAAUCUAAUUCAGAAAUUUGUAUCAGAAAAUUGAGCAUCUCUUUGACAAUGAUUGCAAACACUUCCAUUAUUGUUGAAACUGUGGGACUUGCAGGUUCAUUGUGCUCGGCAGUUCUAUGAGAAUCUAGUUCCAAGUUUUACAAUAUAUGAUGUUGAAUGCCCUGAUCAUUCAUUUCGCAAAUUCACUGAUGAUGGGCAGUACCUCAUAAGCUUUAGCAGAAAUCAUCAGGAUUUGAUUGUUUAUAGACCAACAUGGCUGUCAUAUUCAUGCAAAGAAGAAGACUGUAAUGGACAUGAACCUCCUGCAAAAGCAAAGAGGUUUGAGAGCUUCUUCCACCAGUUAUAUUGUGUAUCACUUGCUGCCUCCAAUGAGUUUAUAUGCAAAGACUUCUUUUUAUACAUGGAGAGUAACCAAUUUGGAAUAUUUGCCACGUCCACUGCGCAAAUUCAAGAUGCACCUCUUAUGGGAGGAGCUAUUCCUGGAGUCCCAUCUAUAGAAAAAAUAACUUUUCACCUCUUGAGGUUGGAUGAUGGAGUUAUACUGGAUGAGAUGGUGUUUCACAAUGAUUAUGUCAUUUUGGCCUAUAACAUGGGUGUCUUCCUGUAUGAUGAUUUGCUAGCAGUUGUGUCACUUCGUUAUCAAACAAUACACAUUCUCCAAAUUAGGGACUCUGGGAACUUUGUUAAUGUACGAGCUAUAGGUGCUUUUUGCCAAGAAGAUGAUGAACUUUUUCUGAAUUCCAGUUCUCAGUUUGCUGGCAAUCAUGUGGAUCCUGUAGAAAAUUACCAAUCUAACUCAGAUAGUUCAUUUCUGAGUGGUAUCAAGCAACGCUUGCUUUCAUUUAUAUUCCGAGUCACAUGGAGUGAAGAAUCAGACAAAAUGCAGAGGGUCCAGAACCUGAAAAAGAAAUUCUAUUUCCAUUUCCAGGACUAUGUUGACUUGAUGAUCUCUAAGGUACAAUUUUUGGACCGGCAUCACCUUCUAAUCAAGUUUGGUGGUGUUGUUGAUGGAGGGUUAUCUCGAACUGCUGAUCACCAUCCCUCAUUCUUUGCUGUAUAUAAUAUGGAGACUACUGAAAUUGUUGCAUUCUAUCAGAAUGCAGCAGAUGAUCUAUAUCAUCUAUUUGAGCAGUACUGUGACCACUUGCAUGCAACAUCAAGGAAUUCACUGCAUAUGAAUUUCGUAUCAUCUCAUUCAAAUAAUAUUCAUGCUCAAGAUCAGUUAAAGUGCAUGAAGAAUAAAGCCAGCAACACUUCCCAGUUUGUGAAGAAGAUGCUGUCAUCCCUGCCGUUCAGUUGUCAAUCACAGAGUCCUUCACCCUAUUUUGAUCAAUCCCUUUUCCGAUUUGAUGAAAAGCUUAUCUCAGCAGGUGACCGCCAUAGACAGUUGACAGACCAUCCCAUCAAGUUCAUUUCCAGAAGGCGGCACAUUCUCAAAUUCAAGAUCAAAUCUGGUCCUGAAUUUGGUAGCACAGAUGGUCGGAGCAAAAAGAUUUCCUCUUUUCUAUUCCAUCCAUUUUUGCCUCUAGCUCUUUCAAUCCAGCAGACAUUGUUCUUGCAACCACCGGUUGUCAAUAUUCAUUUUCGGAGAUGACUUCUCAUCGCUGCUGGUCUCUGAUUUUGAAAAGCCUUUAGCAAGAAUUGUAAUUAAAUUAGGAAAUAUUUACCAUUUUCAUUCACAGAUCAUCUAUCAUUGUAACUUGUAAACCAUCUAACCAUAAAACAUGCUAGCAUUAGAAAGUGUUUUUUUUUU